Molecule: messenger RNA, 4277 nt
Organism: Gracilinanus agilis (Agile Gracile Mouse Opossum)
Lineage: Eukaryota; Metazoa; Chordata; Mammalia; Didelphimorphia; Didelphidae
Gene: AKT2
Product: AKT serine/threonine kinase 2
Exons: 13
Coding region: 164-1609 (481 amino acids)
Biological process (GO): protein phosphorylation
Molecular function (GO): protein serine/threonine kinase activity; ATP binding
Source: RefSeq, a predicted model, not a curated record
GAACAAACCAGUGGGUAGAGGGAGGAUUUAAUGGGAACAGAUGGGCCUUUGGUGGAAAGCUGUCCCGUCUCUCCCUCGCAGACUCUGCUCCAUCUGCUGCUCCUGGAGGCUCGCUCUCACCUAAUCGGUCCCUGGCGAGGCGGUGGUAGGGCUGUACGCCACCAUGAACGAGGUGUCGGUCGUCAAAGAAGGCUGGCUUCACAAGAGAGGUGAAUACAUCAAGACCUGGAGACCUCGGUACUUCCUGUUAAAAAGCGACGGUUCAUUCAUUGGGUACAAAGAGAGACCAGAGGUCCCUGACCAGAGUUUGCCCCCUUUAAAUAACUUCUCUGUAGCAGAAUGUCAGCUAAUGAAAACAGAGCGACCCCGGCCCAAUACCUUCGUCAUCCGAUGCUUGCAAUGGACGACGGUUAUUGAAAGGACGUUUCACGUGGAUUCUCCAGAUGAAAGGGAGGAGUGGAUGAGGGCCAUCCAGAUGGUGGCCAAUAGCCUGAAGAAUCAGGAGCCUGGGGAAGACCUGAUGGACUACAAGUGUGGCUCCCCCAGCGACUCCUCCGUGGCCGAGGACAUGGAAGUGGCCGUCAGUAAAACCCGGACAAAGGCGACCAUGAACGACUUCGACUAUCUCAAGCUCCUGGGCAAAGGCACCUUUGGCAAAGUCAUCCUGGUGCGGGAGAAGGCUACAGGGCGCUACUACGCCAUGAAGAUCCUGAGGAAGGAGGUCAUCAUCGCCAAGGAUGAGGUUGCCCACACAGUCACUGAGAGUCGAGUCCUGCAGAAUACGAGGCACCCAUUUCUCACAGCACUGAAGUAUGCCUUUCAGACCAAUGACCGCCUGUGCUUUGUGAUGGAAUAUGCCAACGGUGGGGAGCUCUUUUUCCACCUGUCGAGGGAGCGGGUCUUCACAGAGGACAGAGCCCGGUUCUAUGGGGCCGAGAUCGUCUCUGCUCUGGAGUACCUGCACUCCCGGGAUGUGGUCUAUCGGGACAUCAAGCUGGAGAACCUCAUGCUGGAUAAAGACGGGCACAUCAAGAUCACCGACUUUGGCCUCUGCAAGGAGGGCAUCUCUGACGGGGCCACCAUGAAGACCUUCUGUGGCACCCCAGAGUACCUGGCCCCUGAGGUGCUGGAGGACAACGACUACGGGCGGGCAGUGGACUGGUGGGGGCUGGGCGUAGUGAUGUACGAGAUGACGUGUGGCCGGCUGCCCUUCUACAACCAGGACCACGAACGCCUCUUCGAGCUGAUUCUCAUGGAGGAGAUCCGUUUCCCUCGCACGUUGAGCCCCGAGGCCAAGUCUCUACUGGCUGGGCUCCUGAAAAAGGACCCCAAACAGAGGCUGGGUGGAGGGCCCAGGGACGCCAAGGAAGUCAUGGAGCACCGCUUCUUCUCGGCCAUCAAUUGGCAGGAUGUCUUACAGAAGAAGCUCCCUCCCCCAUUUAAGCCCCAGGUCACGUCGGAGAUUGACACACGGUACUUUGAUGAUGAAUUCACAGCACAGUCCAUCACCAUCACCCCCCCAGACCGAUAUGACAGCAUGGGGUCUCUUGAGCCUGACCAGCGCACCCACUUCCCCCAGUUCUCUUACUCAGCCAGCAUCCGAGAGUGACUUGACCGUUUCAACGGAUCCUGGGCAGGAUGGACAGGAUGGCUGCUGAGGCCAUAGGCACCUCCUUUCUGGGUUACUUUGCCUGUGGCCCCAUCCCCACCCUCACCCACAUGCUUUUCUUCUCCUCCCUGACCUUGCCUGUGAAGGAUCUGAUCCUUCAUCUCUCCUGCCUGAUGGUCACUUGCUAGCCCUGACUGGCCCCGGUGGGCUCAGGCAGGGAGAGGGCAGAGGCGCAGGGAGACUUUUUAACCAAGCCCCAAGCCCCCCACCCUGCUCCCAAGGUACUUGGAACUCAGUGAAAGCCAGCUCCCUGUUGGCCUUGUGACCUGGACAUCCCUAAGGGGAGAGUGGAAGCCCUCCCAAUCCCUGCCCUGACCAGGAGGCUCCUGGGUUCCCAUAUCUCCUGGGCCUGAGCUGUUUCCUCAAGGGUCAGGUGGCAGAUGUGGCCAACCUUGUCUCUGACUGGGCACGAAGGAUGUCUUUGCCAGUCCUCAGAAGGAACCUAGGAUCCCUUCUCCCUCUACUGGCUUAGGGCGAGCUGUGGUGCUUUAUCCCUGGACUGUCAGCCGUCAGCCCUUCUCCCUUGGCUUCAGAUUCCCGGCAGUUCACUGGCCCAGCCUGGCUCUGCCCUCAGACCUUAUGCCCAAGUCAGGAGAAUGCCCAGCAGUGGCCCCCCCUUGCCAGUGAUGGGCAGGCAGCUACUAAAGCAAUAAUGUCUUCGUACCCGAGCAGCCUUAAAGCCAGAUGCCCCCAAAGUUGGGGUGCCUGCUCAUGCCCUGCCACCUUCUUUGUAGUGGCCCAGCUAAGGCCAUCUCUGAGCAGCUCCUCCCGGCUGCCUCCCUUUUUGCCCUCUGGCAUUUCAGAAGCUCCCUAGGGUAGCAUAAGGGCAGGAUUGUAGGGGCUUCCCUUCUUCUCUACCCCACGUCCCCAGUUUCUUCCUCACUGGAUGAGAUUGGCUGAGAGUAAGGGGAAGAGCCUUCUGCCCCUCUCUCUCCACAGACCCAGUGGGGUGCUCAUUAGGGUGGUGCAGCUGUGGGCAGCUCAGGCUGCCUGGAAGGAAAGCGGCCACUUUCUCUCUAAGGAGACGCAGGGUAUGGGAGCAAGCCCUAGAUGAGCUUGGGCAGGCCUGGCUCUACGUGCUGAAAGCUGGACCCCCAGAGCAGUAGCCCCCCUGUUAGGGGGAGAGCACACCUGGGGCAGGAGCCAGAGGAUUGGGGACUUGCCUUACCGUGGGCACAGGGAAGCAGGGGAGACAGCUCUGGCCCCCCUGGCCCUUUCCCCUCUCCCAGACACAGCCUCCUGGCCACCCUGGCUUGUGGCCACCCCACUGGGAACUCGGGACCCUCUCUGUCCCAGUGCCUUAUCUGGUUAACGCAAUGGCCUCUUCCUCCCCAGAGUGAAAGGGGAAGCCCAGGGAACAUCGGGGAUCGGAGGCAUGGGGGAACUUUGGCUUCUGUUUGAUGAAGGCUCUGCUAGAGUCUUGUCACAUCUCUCCCCUCCUCCCCAUCUUAGCCUGCUUUCCUUCCUCUUUCAAUAUCUUCAUCUCCCUCCUGGGGCUUGUACAUGGCCGGCCAGGUUCUGAUCCUCUCAGUUCCAGUCACCCCAUCCCCAUUCCUCAGCCUCCCCUAAAGCUGCUGGCUGGGCCAGAGCUUCAGACGAUUGGGGUGCCCCAGGGCAGGCUUCCUGGGUCAGCCCCCUCCGCCCCCAGCAGAGGCUUCAGGGCAUAGCUAUAACAGGAGCCCAGGGCCCAGGUGGCUGGAAGGGCCAAGUCAGGGCCUUGGAAAGGAGGGCGGGUGGGCAGGCCACACCAGAGCCAUUGGGAAGUGGAGUUCCUGCUUUGGGCCGGGCCCGGUAACACGUCCUCCACCCCCCCCCCCCCGAGUCCCCCAGGGACUGGCAGGGGGUUUCCAACUGUUACAGAUUCCUUAACGCAACAGUGUUCAGGCUCCCGGCUCCUUGGGGGUUUCAGAAAGGAGUGACGGGGCUGUUAGGUCAAAGUUCUCGGUUCAGGGCAUCUGCCUGAGGUGACCCCAUUUCCCUUUCUACGUCUCAUGAGGCCUGCUGCCCAUGGGGUACCAGAAGAACCUUACGAUGGGGGGAGGGCCGGGGGAGCCCGCCACAGGGCCCCUCGUCAGCUGGUUGGGCUCUGCCGAAACCCAAGCACUUAGCCCUGAAGUCCUGAGGGUUUGGGUACUGCGCCUCCCCCCACUGCCCUGCCCCGAUGUCUCCUUCUGCUCACCACAGACCGAUCCAGUUUGUGGGGUGGGAAGGGGACCUGCAGGCCUCAGGGAGGUGUUGGAGGCUCCCCCAACCCAUCUGCCGCAUUCCUUGCUCAUUUCUGGAUUGGAAGCAGGGAGGACCAAGCAAUGGCUCCUCACAGCAGAUGCAAGAUCUCGGGCUUGGGUCCCCUUUGUGUGUGUGCAUGUGUGCGUCUGUGUGAGUGUGUGUGUAUACAUAUACAUACAUAUAUAUGUAUAUAUGUUAGGGAUGGGUCCUCCCCCAGGAUCCUUGGGGUGGGGAGAGUGGGCCAGGGAUGGGAAGGGCUCCUGCCCCACCCCAGGGACACCCCCACCCUGGGGGCUGCUGCAGCUCACAGGAAACAGUGCAAUGGGACAUGAGGGUCCCUCCUGGCUUCCUCCUUUGGGGGUGGGGGGUGGGAGGUUUUCAG